This is a messenger RNA of Psammomys obesus (fat sand rat), 519 nucleotides long. It is a transcript of the gene Ppp1r14a, whose product is annotated as protein phosphatase 1 regulatory inhibitor subunit 14A. Gene Ontology annotation, biological process: regulation of phosphorylation. Lineage: Eukaryota; Metazoa; Chordata; Mammalia; Rodentia; Muridae. Gene Ontology annotation, molecular function: protein serine/threonine phosphatase inhibitor activity. Gene Ontology annotation, cellular component: cytoplasm. The record is from RefSeq and is a predicted model, not a curated record. The transcript is spliced from 4 exons. The coding region runs from base 2 to 445 and encodes 147 amino acids.
GAUGGCAGCGCAGCGGCUGGGCAAGCGCGUGCUGAGCAAGCUGCAGUCCCCGUCGCGGGCGCGCGGCCCGGGGGGCAGCCCCGGCGGGCUGCAGAAGCGGCACGCGCGGGUCACCGUCAAGUACGACCGGCGGGAGCUUCAGCGGCGGCUGGACGUGGAGAAGUGGAUCGACGGACGCCUGGAGGAGCUCUACCGAGGCAGGGAGUCAGAUAUGCCAGACGAGGUCAACAUUGAUGAGCUGUUGGAAUUGGACAGUGAAGCUGAGAGAAGCCGCAAAAUCCAGGGACUCCUGGAGUCUUGCACAAAUCCUACAGAGGACUUCAUCCAGGAGCUGCUGACCAAGCUUCGGGGCCUGCACAAGCAGCCGGGGUUCCCGCAGCCGGGCCCCUCAGAGGACCGCAGCCUGAGCCCCCGCCAGGACCGGGCCCACACUGCCCCACCCUGAGGCCGCCCGCCUCCGCGCCCCGCCCCCAGAGCCCAGAUUGUUUCCAAGUUGUAUUUAACGGUUCCGUAAAGGCC